UUAGCAUUUAAAAUGUAGCAUUUUUAUAGAAAGGACAUCCACUCGAAGAAAUACAGUUGACUGGCCUGCACAAAUAUGGAUGGCAGAUCAGAAUUCCACACACCAAACUCCGGUAGCAAAAGAGGUGGAUGGAUCACCUUCCCCUUCAUCGCCGGGGCUUUUGUGGGGUUGACGCUGGCAUCUGGAGGAUGGCAGGCAAACUUGAUUGUGUAUCUCAUUCAGGAAUUUAAUGUGAAAAGCAUAAAUGCUGCUCAGAUAUCAAACAUUGUCAAUGGCUGCAUCAAUCUGUUUCCUGUCGUUGGAGCCAUUAUUGCCGACUCUUUUUUCGGUUCUUUCUUCGUUGCCUCAAUCUCAGCCUGCAUCUCUUUGCUGGGCAUAAUUCUUUUAGCUUUAACAGCAACUCUCGAUUCCUUGAGACCUCAGAAAUGUGAAAAUGGAUCAAGCUUCAGCUUCUGCAGUACACCAACCUCAAAAGUCCAAUAUACAGUGCUAUACACAGGUUUAGCACUGGCAUGUAUAGGGGUUGGAGGCACACGUUUUACCCUAGCAACAAUGGGAGCAAACCAAUAUGAUAAGCCAAAGGAUCAAGGGAUUUUCUUCAACUGGUAUUUCUUUGCUUUUUACACUGCUUCAGCAAUAAGCAACACGGCCAUUGUGUACAUUGAGGAUAAUGUGAGUUGGAGAUUGGGGUUUGGACUCAGUGCCAUCACUAACUUCAUUGGCUUGGCCUUUUUGCUUUUGGGAAAUCGAUUCUACACUCAUGAUGAACCUCAAGGGAGCCCAUUCACAGGUUUGGUUCAGGUUAUUGUUGCCACUAUUCGGAAAAGGAAAGUGCGGCUCUCCUCCAAAAUCGAGGAUUACUACUAUGGAAAAGAUGGAUCAAUCACAGAAAUAGUUACAACCCCCAAAAAAAGCUUCAGGUUUCUCAACCGUGCAGCAUUUAAAACAGAAGGAGAUGUUCAUGAAUCGGAUGGUUCAAUUGCAAAACCUUGGAGGAUAUGCACAAUGCAACAAGUACAAGCUCUCAAAACCCUGAUGAGAAUAUUCCCAUUAUGGUCAAGCAGUAUUUUCUUAGGUACUACAAUAGGAAUCCAGGCCAGUUUGACAGUCCUCCAAGCUUUACUCAUGGACCGUCACAUUGGGCCUCACUUCCAAAUCCCAGCUGGGUCUAUCCUAGUCGUGGUCCUAAUCUCCACGUCCAUCUCUCUCACCAUUAUCGAUCGUUUCUUAUGUCCUAUGUGGCAGAAGUUGACUCAUUCGUCUCCGACGCCCCUCCAACGAAUAGGGUUAGGCCACGUACUAAACAUUCUAAGCAUGGCCAUGUCGGCACUGAUGGAAUGGAAACGACUCCAAAUAACCCAAGCCCACAACCUCCAAGACCGCCCCGGUUCCAUAGUGCCCAUGUCCGCCUUGUGGUUGUUUCCACAACUAGCUUUGGUUGGCAUUGGAGAGGCAUUUCAUUUUCCAGGACAAGUUGCUUUGUAUUAUCAAGAAUUUCCCAAGUCCCUGAAAACUACAUCAACUGCGAUGAUUUCGUUGAUCGUUGCGAUUUCUUUCUAUCUGAGCACUGCAUUGAUUGAUCUUGUUCGCAGGGUAACUGGAUGGCUACCAGAUAAUUUGAAUGGUGGAAGGGUCGAUAAUGUAUAUUGGGCUUUAGUGGUGGUGGGAGUGCUCAACUUUGGUUACUAUUUGCUGUGCUCUUGUCUGUACAAGUAUCAGAACGUUGAAAAGGGGGAAGAUGAUACCAUUGGUGAAGAUGCCAGAGGUGGGUCUUGAAACUAUUUAUAGUCACUUUAUCUUACGAGUUGUGUUAUAUAUAGUCAUUUUUAUGUAUUUUUUAUA
Messenger RNA from Juglans regia (Persian walnut), 1842 nucleotides. Its product is annotated as protein NRT1/ PTR FAMILY 2.7-like. The transcript is spliced from 4 exons. Gene Ontology annotation, cellular component: plasma membrane. Lineage: Eukaryota; Viridiplantae; Streptophyta; Magnoliopsida; Fagales; Juglandaceae. Gene Ontology annotation, molecular function: transmembrane transporter activity. The coding region runs from base 76 to 1776 and encodes 566 amino acids. Gene Ontology annotation, biological process: transmembrane transport. The record is from RefSeq and is a predicted model, not a curated record.